Messenger RNA from Microthlaspi erraticum, 729 nucleotides. Lineage: Eukaryota; Viridiplantae; Streptophyta; Magnoliopsida; Brassicales; Brassicaceae. The record is from the annotation of a GenBank genome assembly.
AUGUUCCCCGUUGAAGAAGCUCCUUCUUCUUCCCCCGAAAAUCUCAUUCGCCGGAGGAACAAAAUGGAUUUCAUUGACUCGGAUGUAUACGAGAGGUUAGGACUUAUAAUAGAAGAGGGCAAACGAUUGAAAAAGCCACCGACAGUUCUGUCACGCCUCGCUUCGUCUCUGGAGAGAUCUGUGUUGCUCAAUGACGACGAUGACAAACUGGCUGAUGAAUCUCCAGAGAUGAAAGAGAAAGACUCUGUGGCCGUGUUCGACGGACUCUCUCGGCCUGAGAUCAGCAUUGGACACUACUUGGAUCGCAUCUUCAAGUACUCUGGCUGCAGCCCAUCCUGCUUUGUCAUCGCGCAUAUCUACAUUGACCAGUUCCUCCACCGGACCCGAGCUCUUCUCAAACCGCUCAAUGUCCACCGCCUUAUCAUCACGACUGUCAUGUUAGCCGCUAAAGUCUUCGAUGAUAGGUAUUACAACAAUGCAUACUACGCGAGAGUGGGAGGUGUGAGCACGAGAGAGUUGAACAGGUUGGAGAUGAAGUUGUUGUUCACCCUUGACUUCAAGCUUCAGGUUGAUCCUCAGACGUUUCACACGCACUGUUGUCUCUUAGAGAAACAUCACAGCGACGGAUUCCAGAUCGAGUGGCCGAUAAAAGAAGCAUGUCGAGCCAACAAAGAGACUUGGCAGAAGAGCACACCAGAGUCGGUCUGCUCUCAAACCACAGCACGCUGA